CGUCCCCAAAAAAUGGGGUUUCAUCCUUAAUCUCUGUCAUUGCGGCUAAUUUUGAAGGGGGAUGCUCCAUUCCUCAAGCAGAGCUCCUCCCUCUAGCUCAUCCAUGUUUUUUUUACUUGUGCUUGACUUUGUAUCCAUACACAACGUUGAUAGGUUGUUAACUUGCCGUUCAACCUGUGGUGCUUUGUGCUGUUUCAACCUCCUGGCCUUAACUUGUUCGACGUAAUGUCCCAGAGAGAUUGUUUUUUAUUCGGCCUGACUCCCUAACACCUUUGAGAGGCGAAGACACUCGAAGGGCUUUUACUGACCAGCUCUACACAGCCUUUGUGGAGUAAGGCUUUCCCACGUUCCGAGAUGAAGAAGAACUUGAGAGAGGAGAAAUAUUAAGCCAGAAUUUGAGAAAGCCAUCCAACAGUCACGAAGUUCUGUCAUUGUAUUUUCAAAAGACUACCCAUCUUCCAGAUGGUGCCUUGACGAGCUUGUCUUGAUCCUCAAACAGAAGAGGAUCUCAGACCAUGUAGUCUUACUAGUCUUCUACAACGUUGAUCCUUCCCACAUGAGGCACCAAACAUGAAGUGUUGGAGAAGCAUUUGCUAGGCAUGAAGAAAAUCAGCAAUCACCGAACAAGGUCAAACAAUGGAGGGCAGCACUAAGAGAAGUUGCAGAUCUAGCAGGGAUGGUCUUACAAAACCAAGCUAAUGGGUACGAGUCAAAGUUUGUCAAGCAAAUUGUUAAAGUGGUUGACGAAAACUAAGUCGCAUGCGCACACCCUCUAUAGUUGCAUCCUACCCGAUUGGAAUUGAUUCUCGAGUCAAAUAUAUUAAUUCAUGGUUAAAAGAUUGAUCAGCUAAUGUUGGUAUAAUUUUAGUUAAUGGGAUUGGCGGAAUUGGAAAGACUACCAUUGCGAAAUUUGUUUAUAAUUUAAACUUAGAAAAUUUGAAGGAAGUUGUUUCCUUGAAGAUGUCAGAGAAACUUCAAGACAACCCAAUGGUUUAGUGCAACUACAACUUCAAUUUCUUUAUCAUAUUAAGUGGAAGAGAAGUGAAAAUACAUGGUGUUAGUGAGGGAAUAAAUAAGAUUAGAGAUGCCAUAAUCUCUAAAAGAGUUCUUCUUGUUCUCGAUGAUGUGGAUGAUAUGCACCAAAUAAAAGCAAUAUUUGGGAUGCUAGAUUGGUUUUAUCCAGGUAGUAAAAUAAUCAUAACAACUAGGUAUGCAGGGUUGCUAAGGGAUCAUGAACUCUCUACUUGCAAAGUUUACAACGUUGAAACUCUGAAAGCCAAUGAAUCACUGGAACUCUUCAGUUGGCAUGCUUUUGGACAAGCCCAUCCAUGUGAAGAUUACAUGAAACUUUCAGAGAUGAUAGCAGACCGAUGCAAAGGACUUCCAUUAGCUCUUCAAGUUUUAGGAUCUUCUCUAUUUGGACGAACUAUAGAUGUAUGGAAAAGUGCACUAGAGAAAUUAAAAGCUAUUCCAAAUAAUGAAAUCCUCCAAAGACUCAGAAUAAGCUACAAUGCUUUACAGGAUAACCCCGAUGACCAAAAUUUAUUCCUUCACUUGCAUGCUUCUUUGUCGGAAAGAGAAAAGAUUAUAUUGUUAGGGUACUAGAUGGAUGUGAUUUCUUCAUAAUUGUUGGCAUUGAAAAUCUUCUGGAUAGAUGCUUGGUAACAGUUGAUGAAAAUCAGAAGGUGAGUAUGCAUCAAAUGAUCUGUGACAUGGGAAGAGAAAUUGUUCACCUAGGAUCAAAGGAGCCUGAGAAGUGUAGUAGAUUAUGGAAUGAUACGGAUUCCUUCAAUGUAUUGAGAGAAAAGAGUGGUACAGAAACCAUUGAAGGCCUUGGCUUGGAUAUGCAUAUGCACUCGGUAAACACUCCUUGGGGAGAUUCAGAUGAGAUGGUCUUUAAAACUACUGCAUUUGCAAAGAUGCCCAAACUAAGACUACUCCAUCUUAGUCAUGUACGAUUUAAGGGAUGCUAUGAAGAAUUUCCGAAAGGAUUAAGGUGUUGGCUUGAAUUUCCUUUGAAAUCUCUACCCAGUGAUCUUCCUUUAGAGCGCUUGGUUUAUCUAGAACUGCCUCAUAGUAACGUGAGACAGGUGUUUAAGGGAAUAAAGUACCUUCCCUCUUUGAAGAACGUUGAUCUAGGUCAUUCCCAUUGCCUUACUGAAAUCUCUAACUUCUCGCUGGUCCCCAAUUUAGAAAGUCUUGUUCUUGAAGAUUGUUCGAGCUUGGUUGAUGUCCAUGAGUCCAUUGGAAACCUAAAUAGACUAGUUUACUUGAAUUUGAAAGGUUGCAAAAAGAUUAGGAAGCUUCCAAAGAAUCUUUUUAAUCUCCAGUCACUUGAUACACUUCCUCUAUCUGGCUGCUCAAAUGUCAAAUCUCAAUGAGUUUUGGACAGAAUUGGGGAAGAUGAAGUCUCUAAAAGUGCUAGAGGUAGCCGAAAUUCCAAUAAGUCAAGUGUUCAUGACUACCACUGGAGAGGUCAAACCACGCAUAGGGAGAAAUUUAGAAAGUUUGUGGUCUUUCUUACCACGUUGUUUAGCACAUUUAAGCAUCAGGAGUUGCAGUCUUUCUGAUGAGGCUUUUCCCAAGGAUUUUGGUCACCUACACUCAUUAGAAUUCUUAGGCCUAAGCAAAAAUCCAAUUCGUGGCCUACCACAUGGUGUCCGAGGUCUUAGGGGGCUUGUUCGACUCGUUAUUACCCAGUGCUAGAGUCUCCAAACACUAAAAGGGCUACUGAGAGUAACAAAUUUCCUUGUGGUUGAUUGCAGUUUGUUGGAAAGAAUAACGUUUCAAUCAAGUUUGUGCGUACCUAUAGAAUUGCUUAGCAUGCAUAACCCCAAGCUAGUUGAGAUUGAAUGCUUAUACAAGUUCGUACCCAUUGCCAGAUGUGAUGCAGAAACCAUCAAACUCUUGGGUUUGUGCAACUUGAAAUUCAAGGGAAUUACCAUUUGAAUGUUAUUCCCAAGCAGGAAUAGCAUAUUUGAUGAGGUCUAUAAGUAUCACAUCCAGGUACUAUAUGAAUAUGGUAUAAUCAGCACGUUUCUUCCUGUGAAUGUGGUGCCAGGACAAUUCAGCCAUAAAAAUAGAGGCUCUUGUUCAAUAUCUUUUACUGUGCCUUGUUCUAACCUCAGGAUUCGAGGCUUGAAUAUCUUCUCUGUAUAUACAGUCAAUGAUGGUGAUUUAGAUCCUGGUUAUAGUUGUGACAAAAUUAGUCCAAUAGUCACCAAAGUCCAUAAUAAGAGCAUGGGAAUGAAGUGGAUCUAUGACCCGUCCUUAAUCGGCUUUCCGGAUUUAGGAGAAGACAUGAUAUUCUUAAGCCAUUGGAGUUUGGGGAAUGAACUGAAAGGUGGUGACCAAGUCAUAGUUUCAAUGUUCAUGAGAUCUUUGUUUCAAGUGAAUGAGUGGGGCAUCCAGCUUGUACACGAGCAACACCAAGAUCAAGAGAAGAUGAUUAUGAUUGCCCAACAAGACGACAACGCAGUUCCUUCUUUUCCGUCUGUCGUUUUUGGACGUUUGCCAGAAUUUGAGAUGAUACCAAGAACAUACUUUCUCUCCAAUGGACCAUUAUCAAGGAGAACAUUGACAUUUGGGCAUUGGAGGGAGUCGGAUUUGUUUGAUGACAUAUUUGGGGAUGGGGACUCACACUACUCUGAUGAAGAAACAGACAAACAAGUGCUGCAACAAGGUUCCAGAACAAAAUCCAAAAGGUUGAACGACGAAGUAGGCUGCGCAAGUAUCAUGUCCUGUUCAUGUUACGUGUCCUCUAUGACAAUACACUACUGGCAAGUUGUGCAACUUAGGAUUAUGGGCAUGUAUGAUUAGGUUUUUUAUGUUGUGUUUAUCCCUGAACGCAAGAGUACAUGUAGUUACCAGUCUUAUAGGGUACCUACACCUGAGAAAGCAGACAGCGAAUGUUGGAGGGAGGCAUUUGCUCGACAUGAAGAAAAUCAUCAAUCAAGGUCAGACACUGUUGGAGAAUACAAUACAAAUACAAUUUUGGAAUAUCAUUGAAAGUUGAGCUUCAAUCUUUCUUUUUUUUCUUUAUGGUCGUUUUCAAUCUUGCUUAGAAAAACAAUAUUUGGUAUACAUAUAUGUUAACGCCUUUGUGAAACC
This is a messenger RNA of Prunus dulcis (almond), 4110 nucleotides long. RefSeq lists its product as uncharacterized. The coding region runs from base 2950 to 3819 and encodes 289 amino acids. The transcript is spliced from 8 exons. Lineage: Eukaryota; Viridiplantae; Streptophyta; Magnoliopsida; Rosales; Rosaceae. The record is from RefSeq and is a predicted model, not a curated record.